Molecule: messenger RNA, 7043 nt
Organism: Physella acuta
Lineage: Eukaryota; Metazoa; Mollusca; Gastropoda; Physidae
Biological process (GO): SCF-dependent proteasomal ubiquitin-dependent protein catabolic process
Cellular component (GO): SCF ubiquitin ligase complex
Molecular function (GO): protein binding
Source: RefSeq, a predicted model, not a curated record
UAAACAAGGAUUUUGUGAAAAAGUAUGUAGAUCUAGAUCUAGACCUAGUAUGUACUAUUAGAAACUAAAAAGAUGAGAGGCAAGAAUUAGCUGAAAAAGACAGCAUUCGGUCAUUCAGCAUGAAUAAACCCCUCAGCUUGACAUGAUGGAUGAAAUGGAGGCAAGAAGUGAUCUGCCCUCUUCAGUAGAGGAAAUCAGAAAGAAAAGACUUGCUUAUUUUAGAGUCAGUGAGACCCCGGAACUGUCAGCCAAUGACAAGGGCUCAAAUAGCACAUGUAUGGAAAAUGGUUUAGUUAAGACACUUCCAUCUAAAACUGAAGUGCAUCUCAAGACCUUAGAGGAGCAUAUAAUUGACCAGCAAAUUAUGAGCCUUAAAACUAGCAGCCCUCAGUAUGAAGAAAACUCAAAGACAUGGCUAAGAAAUGAACAAAUGUCUUCUCAGCAAGGUAGAUUUGAACCAGCGCCCCUCAAAUCAAGCCACCAAAACACUGGCAGCUUUGUCCCAGCCACCAACAGUCAUACUGCAGGUCCCAGUCAUACUGCAGGUCCCAGUCAUACUGUAGGUCACAGUCAUACUGCAGGUCCCAGUCAUACUGUAGGUCACAGUCAUACUGCAGGUCCCAGUCAUACUGCAGGUCCCAGUCAUACUGCAGGUCACAGUCAUACUGCAGGUCCCAGUCAUACUGCAGGUCCCAGUCAUACUGCAGGUCCCAGUCAUACUGCAGGUCCCAGUCAUACUGCAGGUCCCAGUCAUACUGCAGGUCACAGUCAUACUGUAGGUCACAUUCAUACUGCAGGUCCCAGUCAUACUGUAGGUCCCAGUCAUACUGCAGGUCCCAGUCAUACUGUAGGUCACAGUCAUGCUGUAGAUCACAGUCAUGCUGCAGGUCCCAGUCAUACUGUAGGUCACAGUCAUGCUGUAGAUCACAGUCAUGCUGCAGGUUCCAGUCAUACUGUAGUUCCCAGUCAUACUGCAGGUCCCAGUCAUGUGGAAUCCCCGCAGCCUGUCAGUGUCUUCAACAGCGCUGCAAGUUUGGAUGAUUUGGGUCUGAGAACACAUCGUCCACUGGUGCCUUACCAUGACUCUGAGAGUUUUCUUGUUAACAGUAAGUUAACGCAGGCAGGCAGUGAGAUCUUCAGUGAAAAAACUAGGGAGGACAUCCAGAGUGUACUUGGUGAGAAAGGUUUAGAAAAUUUAAUGUCAAAGGUCAAUUAUGACAUUCAUCUGUUGCACCAGGGGAGGCUACCACUGAGAGAUUUAAGCAAAAACACAGCAGACAGUGUAGACAAGAUGGUAGAUCUGACUGACAAGUCACCUAAAGCUUCAUCACAUGGGACAUUUGGUUCAACAAAGGGCAAGCACCAUGACAUACCUGCUGAUAGUCUCUCCUCGAGAGAAAAUUUGGUCAGCAAAAACCUGGACCAGCUGAAGCAGGGGGAGAGGGAGGCUGCUGCUAGGGCCAGGAACUAUGAGCAGGUCACGCUGCCCAGAAAUACCAAACACUCGUUCUCUGCUGAUGAGAUUUAUAGGCAAGCUUAUGGAGAGGCAGCCAGGCCACACUCAGUGCAUGGUGGGACAUCAGCAAGGUCAUAUUCUGGCCUUGAGACACCUAGGUCACAUUCUGGCCUUGAGAUGCCAGCGAGGUCACAAUCUGGACACACCAGUCACAGGCAGCUGGCUGGAUACAGCCUCAGUGAUACAACAUCUUCUCCUACAAGAAACUUGUCCGUUGGUGGUGUCCCCUCUUUUAAUAUUCCCAUUUCCGCAAGCCACCACCAGAACUUCUCUCACCCCCCGCCACCUGUUAGCCACACCUUGUUCCACCCACACACUGCUGCUCCCCCCACACCUGAGCUGCCACCUGCUCCCUACACCCACAGGGAUGUAGACUUGUACCACCUGCCCCAGCAAACAACCCACGUUAAUUUUACUCACCCACCCCCCAGCAUGCCCUAUGACUUCUCCAACACACCCCCUUCACCUGGAAACUAUUUUUACCCCCCUCCUCCUUUUCUAGAACCCAAUGAUAUUCCAAAGUUCCCAAAUGGUGUCCCCCUCCACCUGCCCCCUCCAGCCAUAUAUCACCAGAGCAGCCUCGCUAAGCCUGAAGAUGUGACACCCCACCUGAGGAGCCCUCUAAAGACACCCCACCCACCCCCUGUACCACCUGCGUUACAGCCAAAAAGUUACCGUGGCCCAGACAACAGAUACCUGGUGCAACCUGGGGGUCAAGGCCAUGCAUUUUCACCUGAAGGUCAAGGCCAUGCUCUGCCACCUGGUGUCUCCAGCCAUUAUACACUGCAGAGAUAUUUUUCAUCUCUAGUGCCCAAUGAACCACUGACCUUUGACCCUUUGAACUCCAGUAGACUGGACACCGAUAGGUCAGCAGACGAGGAUGCUGUCUCCAUGUUUACUAGUGUGACAGCUGCUGAGGGGGGGGUGACCAAACGCCUGGAGGGGCUGGGGGUGGACCUAGAUCAGCUCAAACACCUCAGGCUAGUUGAUGGAAGGCAAGGUCAAGCUGACCCUGAGGAAAGUUUCCAGCAAUUGUCGUCUGGGGUGCGCAAGUGUCCGGAGUGUCAGGCGUCCAAUAAAGCUUACAUGAACUGGUGCGUGUCUUGUGGGGAGCUCCUGAUUGGGGUGGAGCUAACUCUACCUAAACCAAGGGGCAAGCAGGCUGGGGGCAGGGAGAGAAGGGCAGAGAGGGGCACAAAACAGAGAGAUCACAUGACACACAAAAACUGUCAGAAGACACCCAGACAAACUCUACCCAGCAAGGAAUCCCCAGAAUCUGGGCAGGGCUUGUCUCUCUCUGACUCCACUGGGGGGUGCAGGCAGGAAGAUGAUCCCUUGGACAGCGGCAGAGCUUCUGGCAGCAAGGAAAAGGAUGCCAGGAACCUCCACAGUCCUGCAACUUUGGACUUGUUAGAUCAAAUCAAAGACCCCAUUCUCAAAGGCUUUGUCUUAGCCUACACCAAGAAACGUGUAGAGAAGGAGACUACGGGCAGCAGAACCCCAGGCAAUCAUUCGGAGUCUUCCCAAACAUUUUGGCCAGCAGAAAAUGAAGGGCAGCCACCCCAGUCGUUGAGUUCCUUACCUGCCUCGUCCAGUCCAGAGCCAGCUCCCCAUCUGGCUGAGGAACACCAGGUAAGCUUGGACCUGGUUUCAUUGGCCGCAGGCAAGCACAAGAAGAGGAGGAGGAAACACAAGGAUCAGGCUAUGGAUAUAGAAAUCUUUGGAUACGAGGAGUCACAUCAGAGCCGUGAUUCCAGCCGGGCCGCCAGUGGACUCAAGGUUCCCUUGCUCAACCUGGCCGGCAGCUCCAGUGAGAGCUGCAGUGAGAGCAGUGGGAGCAGUGACGUGGAGGCCGAGCCAGAACCUGCAGCACCCCCGCCUGUAGCACCCCUGCCUGCAGCACCCCUGUCUGCAGCACCCCCACCUGUAGCACCCCUGCCUGCAGCACCCCCACACAAGCCUGUGAGACCCCCAACCCAACAGAGAGGUCAGAAUGCCUCACUUUCUCCACCAGUCAAACCUAUCAGGCAGAACACAGUUGUGCCGGUCAGUUACCAGAGACACUGGGCCAGGUCCAGCAUAGCCUGGGGCUCAUUCAACCCCAGAGAACUCAACACCAGGUCCAGCCUGACCCAUCCAGCAGUCACCAACACAGAGGGCGCCCCCAGUCACAGCCAGAGUGCAACACAGUUGAGGAGGUCAGCUGUCAGAUCAAAUGGUGAAGGUCAAGGGUCAAGUAGCUCCACAACAUUACGUCAGAGACCUGCUAGUGCAGGGUGUGCACGCAAGAGAACGUCUGAUGUUGCCCCACCCCACAGGCCAGUCAGUGCCAAGGCAAGCCACAGUCACCUGGGGACAGAACUAGAGAGACCUACCUCUGCCAUGCCAUUUUUACAAGACAUUUUGUCUGCCAUGCCAGUCUUACCAGACAAUUUGUCUGCCAGUCAGGACAGUCAACCCAAGGACCUGGACGAGUCACCCCGGCUGCUUUGUGCUGAGCUUCACAGGUUGCCACAGGAAGAGGCGGAGGAGACCCACCCAGCAGAUAAACUACAUGCUGUGGCCAGGAAUGCAUACAUCAAGCUACAAGAGAUGACCCCCAGGAUCGCUGAAGGCAAAGUUUCCAGAUGGCAGUGCCUGCCUGAUGAAAUCUGGCUGUACAUCUUCCAGUUUCUCUCCCAGGGAGAUCUGGGUCACCUGAUGCUGACUUGCCAGGACUUCUACAGGCUGGCUAAUGACCAGACGCUAUGGAGAUACAUCACAGUCAAGCCAAGAUGUGCACUGACUGACCUGACACUGACCACCAUAGCUCACCACCGGCCAGUCUCCGUUGCUAUGGUCAAGUGUCAGGGACAGGAUGUGACCCAAAAUGGUCUGCACGAGUUUUUUAAACUAACGCAGGGGAGGCUGAGGGAGCUGAACAUCUGUGGCUGCAGUCAGGGGUCACUAGUGGGGUCAGUCAUCUUACAGAUAGCCUGUCAGUACUGCCAUCAUCUGACACAUCUGGACGCCAGUUACUGUCAUCUGAGUAACGAAGCCUUUGUGGCCAUUUCAGAGUGUGCUGAGAGGCUAGAGAGUGUCUGUGUAAAUGGCUUCCAGUCAAUGAGUGACACCUCCCUCCUGGCUCUCUUGAGGAAACAUGGCAGAAGUCUGCGCACCCUGGAGCUCUAUGCGUGUUUCUCCCUUAAUGCUUCUGUGUUUCGGAGUUUAGGAGAAUAUUGCACAAACCUGCGUCGUUUGUGUUUGGGAAGCUGCAAUAAGCUGACAGACUCUGUGAUGAUCACCUUGUCAGCACAUCUGGCCAGGAUUGAGGAACUUGAUCUCAGAGGCUGUAAAAAUUUAAGAAAUGACUGCAUUAGGAAAAUGGUCCACAACUGUCCUCGUAUACAUACAUUGGUGCUGGCCAAUUGUCAACAAAUCACUGACGUUGCUCUGACUGAAAUAGCCACGUACUUGAAGACUACACUCAGGGUACUAGAUGUGUGUGGAUGUAAUGGAGUCAGUGACCAGGGCGUGGUCAGUCUAGCCAAGAAUUGUGACCGCUUGACCAGUCUGGACAUCAGCUCAACAAGAUGUACCAAUGUCAGUGUAAGUCAGCUGGCCGCCAACAGCUGUAGCAGAUGGCUGGAGACCCUCAAGCUAAGCUUCAUGUCCGGCCUGUCAGAGACUUGUCUGGUCAAUCUCAUUGGUCAGUGCCCAAGGUUAAAGCUGCUCCAUUUAUUUGGCUGUUCAUCUUUAAAAAAUCUGGCCAGGCUGCGUGAGCGCAACCCAAAACUAUGCAUAGAGGGGGACAUGUCCAGAAGUUUGUUGUCCUAACUCACCUGGAGGCUACUGACUGGGUGGCUCAGUUAUAUUAUUGUUUGGUUUGUGAAUGUCCUGAUGUGAAAUUGUUGAAUGUCCUAGUGUGAAAUUGUUGACUAUCCUGAUGUGAAAUUGUUGACUAUCCUGAUGUGAAAUUGUUGACUAUCCUGAUGUGAAAUUGUUGAAUGCCCUGAUGUGAAAUGGUUGAAUGUCCUGAUGUGAAAUUGUUGACUAUCCUGAUGUGAAAUUGUUGAAUGCCCUGAUGUGAAAUUGUUGAAUGCCCUGAUGUGAAAUUGUUGAAUGCCCUGAUGUGAAAUGGUUGAACGUCCUGAUGUGAAAUUAUUGAAUGUCCUGAGCUAUUGUGUAUAAAACGUCCCUCAAUGAUCUCAAUGUAUAGACAAGCCUGCUGUUGUAUUUGUUGUGGUCCUAAAAUCUGCAUAUAAAAUGUGAUAUAACAAUGAAUGUGAUAUAGAAAGUGAGAGCCUGUAAUCUAGUCACUUCUUGAUCUGCCUACAACAGUGUUUGGAUUGUUUAUUUUUCAUGUAAUUAUCUUGACUUUUAUUCCCUGCUGUUUCAGAAAAAAAUCUUUUUAAAUUAGAUGUAUGCUUGUUAAGGUGGCACCUGUUUAUACAAAAUAAAUUAUUUUUACGGUGAUUGGUAAUUUUUAUUUAAAUUUAAUCUAAUAUUGAUAUUGGUAUAUAACAUUUGUAUUAAAUCUUUAGCUUUGAUUGGCAACAAAAAUAUUUUUAUAAUUAGGCCUAUUAGAUUUGUAUAAUGUUUAUUAAACAUGAAUAUUUUUAUAAUUAGGCCUAUUAGAUUUGUAUAAUGUUUAUUAAACAUGAAUAUUUUUAUAAUUAGGCCUAUUAGAUUUGUAUAAUGUUUAUUAAACAUGUUUUUUGUUGAGCUUUUACCCUGAGCACAAAUAUAUUGUCUGCUGAAUGCUAGUUAGUUUGAUACUAUUUAAAGACUGAAGAGUGCUGCUUCAGAAAUCAGAUUUAAAGACUGAAGAGUGCUGCUUCAGAUAUCAGAUUUAAAGACUGAAGAGUGCUGCUUCAGAUAUCAGAUUUAAAGACUGAAGAGUGCUGAUUCAGAAAUGUCUUAUAUUAUUAUAUUUUAUAUCUCCAUGUGUGCCAAUAAACCACCAGCAAAGUAGAUUUGAGAAAAAAAAUUUAUUCAACAUUAAAUGAGGAUUAUUUUUUUCUAUUCAUAUUUUUGUUUUUGCCUGUUUAAUGGGAUUUUUCAAAUCCAGUUUGUGUUUCUGCCGAGCCAAGUGGGAUUUGGGUGUGUCAGUCACACCCCCGGCCAGGUUAUAGUCUUAUAGUUCAUGUAAAUACAAUUAUUGGCCUCCAAUCAUCAAGUCUAUUUAUAGUUUCAGAAUUUUUUAUUUUGUGUGAAAAAAAACUUUUUUAAGUUCACCCAGAUCUAUUGAGUACCCAACAUUAAUUGUAGAAUUUUCGAAUCCACCUUCAGCUAGGAGAUCUCAAAAUUUGUUGUUUUUUUCUCUUUACUGGACUAAGUGUAGAACAUUGAGUUUUAAAAGUAGGACUAGACUCAACAUCUGCUGACACUAAUAAUGAUCAUUGCUGUGAUGAUGGUUCAACAAAAUUAGGAUGCAAAUUGUUGCCAAAGAAUUUUUUUAAUUUAAUAUCUCUUUGAAAUCAGUAUUUAUUGAUUGCUCUAACUGUAAUUUUGAUGUAAAGACAGGGAUUAAUAAAUCAAUUAUUUU